Molossus molossus (Pallas's mastiff bat) is the source of this 3702-nucleotide messenger RNA. RefSeq names its product nucleoporin 133 (gene NUP133). The transcript has 26 exons. Bases 82 to 3552 code for a protein of 1156 amino acids. Lineage: Eukaryota; Metazoa; Chordata; Mammalia; Chiroptera; Molossidae. Gene Ontology annotation, cellular component: nuclear pore outer ring. Gene Ontology annotation, molecular function: structural constituent of nuclear pore; protein binding. Gene Ontology annotation, biological process: transcription-dependent tethering of RNA polymerase II gene DNA at nuclear periphery; poly(A)+ mRNA export from nucleus; protein import into nucleus. The record is from RefSeq and is a predicted model, not a curated record.
AGUGUUCAAGCUUCGCGCGCGGGUUGCGCUUCAGCCCCACGGCCGGAACCCACGCGCUUUCUGUGGCUUUUCCUUUCCGUCAUGUUCCCGGCCGUCUCCUCUCCGCGGACCCCGAUGUCUGGAACCCGGAGGGGCCCGCUGGGCGGAGUCGGGGCGGGCUCCACGCCGCGGGCGACAAGUAGGAAGGGUCUGGCCCUGGGGUCUGCAGUCAACUCCCCGGUUCUCUUCUCUCCGGUCGGUCGGCGUAGCUCGCUGAGCUCGCGAGGAACACCUACACGAAUGUUCCCACAUCAUUCCAUAACUGAAGCUAUGAACUAUGAUGUGAAAACGUUUGGAUCCUCUCUUCCCGUUAAAAUCAUGGAAGCCCUAACGUUGGCUGAAGAUGAUGAUCAGCUGACUGUUCACAUAGAUGAAGGUGGAUGGGCUUGUCUGAUCUGCAAAGACAAACUCAUUAUUUGGAAGAUUGCUCUGUCACCUAUUUCUAAGUUAUCUGUUUGCAAAGAACUUCAGCUGCCACCCAGUGGUUUCCAGUGGAGCGCGGACUUGGUGGCUCUCUCUUACUCUGCUGCCUCAGGUGAAGCACAUUCUACUCAGUCUGUUGCUGUAAUGGUUGCCACCAGAGAAGGAUCCAUUCGUUAUUGGCCAAGUCUUGCUGGUGAAGACACCUACACAGAGACUUCCGUAGAUUUGGGAAGUGAUAAGACCUACAAUUUCCUAACAGCAGUGCAGGGAGGAAGUUUUAUUUUGUCCUCAACGGGAAGCCAACUGAUUCGGCUGACGCCUGAAAACUUAGGAAAGAUUCAUCAGCGCAUCCUGCCUCAAGGGCAAGGCGUGCUUUCAGGGAUUGGUCGGAAGGUUUCUUCUCUUUUGGGAAUUCUGUCUCCUAGUAGUGAUCUCAUACUUUCAAGUGUCCUUUGGGAUAGAGAGACCUCAAGUUUUUAUAGCCUGACAAGUUCAAACAUCAGCAAGUGGGAAUUAGAUGAGUCUUCAGAAAAACAGAUAUGUAGUUGGGAUAUAAAUAGAGCCCUGAAGGAAAACAUCACUGAUGCUAUUUGGGGAUCUGAAAGUAACUAUGAAGCUAUUAAAGAAGGGGUCAACAUUCGGUAUUUGGAUUUGAAGCAAAACUGUGAUGGGCUCCUGGUUUUGGCAGCAGCAUGGCAUCCAGCAGAUAGUCCGUGUCUCACCUAUUACUCUCUGAUAACAGUAGAAGAUAAUGGCUGCCAAAUGUCAGAUGCAGUAACUGUAGAAGUCACUCAGUAUAAUCCACCUUUUCAGUCUGAAGAGUUGAUUAUGUGUCGGUUGAUGGUCCCAAACUUUUCAAAUCAGGCCGCCUAUCUGUACAAUGAAAGUGCCGUCUUCGUGUGCUCCACAGGGACCGGGAAGUUUUCUCCUCCUCAGGAGAAGCUUGUCUUUAAUACGCAAGGGGACAGUAUUUUAGGAGCUGGUUCCUGUGGUGGUAUUCCUGUCCUUUUCUCUCGGAACAGUGGAUUGGUGGCUAUUAGUUCAAGGGAAAAUGUGUCCAUAUUAGCAGAGGACCUUGAAGAUUCUUUAGCAUCUUCAAUUGCUGGACCAGGCAAUGAGAGUAUGGUUUUUGAGACCUUUACAAAGACUGAAACCAUAGCCCAGGAAGAUAAAACCAGAUUGCUAAAAGCUGCUUUUCUGCAAUACUGCAGAAAAGAUUUGGGUCAUGCUCAAAUGAUGGUUGAUGAACUGUUUUCCUCUCACUCGGAUUUGGAUUCCGAUUCUGAAUUAGACAGAGCUGUUGCCCAAAUCAGUGUGGACCUGGUGGAUGACUACCCAGCCUCUGAUCCACGAUGGGCAGAGUCUGUCCCUGAGGAAGCACCUGGGUUUAGCAACACAUCACUGAUUAUUCUUCACCAACUAGAAGACAAGAUGAAAGCCCAUUCUUUCCUCAUGGACUUUAUUCACCAAGUUGGCCUAUUUGGACGUCUACGCACUUUUCCAGUAAGAGGGAUGCCCAUGGCAACUCGACUGUUGCUCUGUGAGCAUGCAGAAAAGUUGUCAGCUGCUAUUGUUCUCAAGAACCACCAUUCACGGCUGUCUGACCUCGUGAACACAGCAAUAUUGAUUGCUUUAAACAAAAGGGACUGUGACAUCCCAUCCAGCCUAACCCCCGCAGACAUCUUUUUUAGAGAGGUAUCCCAGAUAGAUACUAUCUGUGAGUGUUUACUGGAAUAUGAGGAGCAAGUCUUAAAGGAUACAUCUAUGGAAUCAGUUGAAUGGGCUGAGGCAGUGAUCAAUGUGAACAACAUUCUCAAGGACAUGCUGCAAGCUGCUAGUCAUUAUCGACAAAAUAGAAACUCCUUGUAUAGAAGAGAAGACUCACGAGGGAAAGAACCUGAAUAUAUUCCAUGGACAGCAACAAGUGGUCCUGCUGGCGUCCGAACAGCAAUACUACGCCAGCAUGGGAUUAUCCUGAAAAUGGUUUAUCCUCAGGCAGACAGCAACCUUCGAAACAUUCUGACAGAGCAGCUGGUUGCACUGAUUGAUUGCUUCCUGGAUGGUUAUGCUUGUCAGCUUAAGUCUCUGGACAGAUCCAGCCAUCAAGAAAGAUUUAACAAUCUGGAAAUUGAAUAUGUACAGAAAAGAUCAGAUCUCUUAUCUCCACUUCUCACACUAGGCCAGUACUCAUGGGCUGCUUCGUUAGCAGAAAAAUACUGUGACUUUGAUAUCUUAGUUCAAAUGUGUGAGCAGACUAACAACCAGACCAGACUCCAGCACUACAUGACCCAGUUUGCUGACCAGAAUUUUUCAGACUUUCUCUUCCGUUGGUAUCUGGAGAAAGGAAAGAGAGGCAAAUUAUUAUCUCAGCCCAUUGCUCAACACGGACAGUUGGCGGAUUUUUUGCAAGCUCAUGAACAUCUCAGCUGGUUACAUGAAAUUAACAGCCAAGAAUUAGAAAAGGCUCAUGCAACACUUCUGGGUUUGGCAAAUAUGGAAACUCGUUACUUUGCAAAGAAAAAAACCCUUCUUGGCUUGAGUAAAUUGGCAGCAUUGGCUUCAGAUUUUUCAGAAGAUAUACUACAGGAAAAAAUUGAAGAAAUGGCUGAACAGGAGCGCUUUCUACUGCACCAGGAGACCCUGCCUGAACAGCUGCUAGCGGAGAAACAGCUAAGCCUCAGUGCAAUGCCAGUUCUGACUGCCCCGCAGCUCAUCAGUCUAUAUGUCUGUGAAGAAAACAAAAGAGCUAAUGAAUAUGAUUUCAAGAAGGCUUUGGACUUGCUGGAAUACAUUGAUGAGGAGGAAGAUAUAAAUAUAAAUGAUCUGAAACUGGAAAUCCUUUGCAAAGCUCUUCAGAGAGAUAACUGGUCCAGUUCAGAUGGUAAAGAUGAUCCAAUUGAAGUAUCUAAAGACAGCAUAUUUGUGAAAAUCUUACAGAAACUUUUAAAAGAUGGCAUCCAGCUCAGUGAAUACCUACCAGAGGCGAAGGACCUGCUGCAAGCAGAGCAGCUGGAAGGCUUCAGGUCCAGCCCUUACUUUGAGUUUGUUCUGAAAGCAAAUUAUGAAUAUUAUGUACAGGGACAAGUGUAACUUCUUCUAAAAAUGGUCAUUGUUGUUGAAAUGUAUAUUCUUAUAAAGAUGUCAGGCCUCACACAUCUAGCAGUUUGUACAGUUUUAUAAUGUGUUUUCAUGAGUUUUUUGUACUUUAUUUGGAAGCUACUACAAAAUAACUGUGUGACU